CAUGACCCUGCGGAAAGGCGAGAAGCCCCCCAUCAGCAUCCAGGAGCACAUGGCCAUCGACGUCUGCCCGGGCCCCAUCCGCCCCAUCAAGCAGAUCUCCGACUACUUUCCGCGCUUCCCGCGCGGCCUCCCCGCCGCCGUCAGCCGCAGCCACAGCCGCCGCGCCUCCGCCUCCGCCUCCGCCUCCGCCGGCCCGGCCAGCCCCAGCCCCUCGGAGACCCCCCCGCCGCGGGACGACGAUGAGGACCUCGACCAGCUCUUCGGCGCCUACGGGACCGGGGCCGCCCCGCCGCCGGCCGCGGGGCGCGCCGCCCAGCAGCAGCCCCCCCCGCCGCCCGCCCCGCAGCCGCGCGAGGAGGAGGCGGGCGACGCCGACGGCUACGAGUCGGACGACUGCACUGCGCUGGGGACGUUGGAUUUCAGCUUGCUGUAUGAUCAGGAAAACAAUGCUCUUCACUGCACCAUCAACAAAGCCAAGGGCCUGAAGCCAAUGGACCAUAAUGGACUGGCUGAUCCAUACGUGAAAUUGCACUUACUCCCUGGAGCCAGCAAGGCGAAUAAGCUGAGGACCAAAACUUUGCGGAACACACUGAAUCCCACUUGGAACGAAACCCUCACGUACUACGGGAUCACCGACGAAGACAUGAUCCGCAAAACGCUCAGAAUUUCGGUUUGCGAUGAAGACAAAUUCCGUCACAAUGAGUUCAUUGGAGAAACGAGGAUUCCUCUCAAGAAACUGAAGCCUAACCAGACUAAAAAAUUCAACAUUUGCCUGGAAAAGCAGCUUCCGAUAGACAAAAUGGAAGACAAAUCACUGGAGGAACGUGGCCGGAUCCUCAUUUCCCUGAAAUACAGCUCCCAGAAGCAGGGCCUGCUGGUGGGCAUUGUCCGCUGUGCACACCUGGCUGCCAUGGAUGCCAACGGCUACUCAGACCCCUAUGUGAAAACUUACUUGAAACCUGACGAGGACAAAAAAUCUAAGCAUAAGACCGCAGUGAAGAAGAAAACUCUCAACCCUGAAUUCCAUGAGGAAUUUUGCUACGAGAUAAAGCAUGGGGACUUGGCCAAGAAGACCUUGGAGGUUACAGUCUGGGAUUAUGACAUUGGCAAAUCCAACGACUUUAUUGGUGGCGUUGUCCUAGGAAUCAACGCCAAAGGGGAACGGCUGAAGCACUGGUUUGACUGCUUAAAAAACAAGGAUAAGAAAAUCGAACGGUGGCACACUCUGACAAAUGAACUGCCAGGAGCUCUGCUUAGUGACUGACUGCUCGGGCCAGGGACCUGGGACAUCCCACACCAACCGUCAGAGGAACAGAUGGCCUUGGACUUUAGCACACGCUAUUCAGCGAGGGGCUCCUG
Messenger RNA from Candoia aspera, 1359 nucleotides. It is a transcript of the gene DOC2B, whose product is annotated as double C2 domain beta. The transcript has 9 exons. Gene Ontology annotation, cellular component: membrane; synapse. Gene Ontology annotation, biological process: regulation of calcium ion-dependent exocytosis; spontaneous neurotransmitter secretion; exocytosis. Bases 2 to 1264 code for a protein of 420 amino acids. NCBI's taxonomy places the organism in Eukaryota, Metazoa, Chordata, Lepidosauria, Squamata, Candoiidae. The record is from RefSeq and is a predicted model, not a curated record.